Molecule: messenger RNA, 557 nt
Organism: Cololabis saira (Pacific saury)
Lineage: Eukaryota; Metazoa; Chordata; Actinopteri; Beloniformes; Belonidae
Product: cytochrome c oxidase subunit 5B, mitochondrial
Exons: 4
Coding region: 70-438 (122 amino acids)
Biological process (GO): mitochondrial electron transport, cytochrome c to oxygen
Cellular component (GO): mitochondrial envelope
Source: RefSeq, a predicted model, not a curated record
GUCAAUCAGAGGGCGGGCUCGGGUCACUUCGGUCCGUGUCAGACGCAGGUCAUUGCUGAAGACGCGGUCAUGGCUGGACGUCUGCUUCUCCGCGCUUGUGCUCUGCAGCUGAGACCCAAUGUGGCGGCUCGCCCGCUGCACCGGGCCAUGUCAGGAAUCCCAACAGAUGAGGAACAGGCCACUGGACUGGAGCGACGCACUCUGCAGGCUCUCAAGAAGGGAAAGGAUCCCUACAGUAUCCUGAGACCCAAACACUACGCUGGUACCAAGGAGGACCCUCACAUCGUGCCCGGCAUCGGAAACAAGCGGCUGGUGGGCUGUCUCUGUGAGGAAGACAACACUGCUAUCGUCUGGUUCUGGCUUCAUGAGGGAAAUGCCCAGCGCUGUCCCUCCUGUGGAUCCCACUAUAAGUUGAUCCACCACGACUUGCCCCACUGAAAACACAAAGCCCUGUACAAACGGUGAAACACCAGCUCGUUUUCCUCCUUCAAGGACAUGCAACAUCAUGUCUACUCAUCCUUUAACAUGUACAGUUUAUCAUUAAAAUGUGAACCUAA